AUGUCACGAAAAGCUUCUAAACUUUCAGAAAUAACACUUAGUUCAUCCACAUAUCCUUCUGGUUUUUCGAAUUUUUCUAAUUCCCAAAAUGAUAAAGACCUUAUUUCAAGUUUCAGACAGCCUCAGUUAAUCAAGUUACCAUUUCCUCCAAAAAUCACGUCAUCAGAAAUAAUCAACAAACGAAAAGUGAAUGAAAUAAAUUUAAGACCACCAAAUGCUUUCCUUAUUUAUAGAAAAGAAUAUUUAAAUUAUCUUUCGUCUUCAAAGCAUAUGAACUUAAAAAUGACGGACGUUUCAAAAUUAGUUAGCUUACACUGGAACAAUGAAUCUGAGAUGGUCAAAGAUUUCUACAAAAAAAUUGCAAAACAAGUUGAAGAUGAAUUAAAUGAGAAAAAAAAACAUAAUCAAAAAUCCAUAAGGAGAGUUAUAUGGAAAAAUUCUAAACGGUCAAAGAAAAAUAAAUUACAUUAUUUAAACGGAGCAAAAAAAAGCAAUAAUGUAAAUACGAAAAAUAAGUCGACUAAUAUCACAAAUAAUGUUAAUGUAGUAUAUGAAUUUAUAUCCAUUACACCAGAAACGAUUAUAAACACUUCAUUGAAGGGCAAUAUGAAAACUGAAAAAAAUAACAAUAAAAUUUCUGAACAAAAAUCUGAUAUUAUUCCCUCAAGUUUUACUAUUCCAAAGUCGGAAGAACCACCAUAUUAUACAAGUCCCACCAUCGAAACAAAUUUUGUUACAUGUCCUACAAAUUCGGAAAUUGUGUCUCCAGUGCUAUCUGAAGAUCAUUCAUGGAGUCAACGACCCCUCUUUCGAGAAGAUCAACAACAAAAUUAUGAAUAUUAUGACUUUUUACAAAACUUGUACUUUCAACAAGAUUUCACAAAUUACGAUAGCGAAAGAUGUGACUUAACACAUUUUAAUUUAUAA
Diversispora eburnea is the source of this 927-nucleotide messenger RNA. NCBI's taxonomy places the organism in Eukaryota, Fungi, Glomeromycota, Glomeromycetes, Diversisporales, Diversisporaceae. The record is from the annotation of a GenBank genome assembly.